Molecule: messenger RNA, 1452 nt
Organism: Cebus imitator (Panamanian white-faced capuchin)
Lineage: Eukaryota; Metazoa; Chordata; Mammalia; Primates; Cebidae
Gene: OPTC
Product: opticin
Exons: 8
Coding region: 191-1189 (332 amino acids)
Molecular function (GO): protein binding
Source: RefSeq, a predicted model, not a curated record
AAAGGCCUGGCCAACUCCUUACUGCCACCCGUCCCCAGGCACCACUGUCUAACCCAAGCCCCAUUUCAGACUCCACCAGAGUCCCACCUACCUGGAAGCUGCAGGGCUCUCCAUCCAGGAUCCAGAAGCAUCGAAGGGCCACUCGCCAGGACCGGCCACGGAAGGGAUUCUCAUCCCCAUCCCACUCCCCAUGAGGCUCCUGGCUUUCCUGAGUCUGCUGGCCUUGGUGCCGCAGGAGAUAGGGACAGCUUCUUUCUCAACGAAGGAGAGGAAGAGGAGAGAGGAGCAGGUGCCUGAGGAAGGCGAUGCCUCUGAAGUUCUGCCUCUGGGGAGCGACGUCCUGAGCCCAGACAACUAUGGUGAGGUCAUUGACCUAAGCAACUUCGAGGAGCUCACAGACUAUGGCGUCCAGCCCCCCGAGGUUAAGGUGACUAGCCUGGCUCCCGCAACCAGGAUCAGUCCCACCAAGAGCACUGCGGCUCCAAAGACACCCUCAUCAAACCCCACGAUGACCAGACCUACUACAGCGGGGCUGAUACUGAGUUCCCAGCCCUACCACGGCCUGCCCACCUGCCUAGUCUGCGUGUGCCUCGGUUCCUCUGUGUAUUGUGACGACAUUGACCUAGAGGACAUUCCUCCUCUUCCCGGGAGGACAGCCUACCUGUACGCUCGCUUCAACCGUAUCAGCCGUAUCAGGGCCGAAGACUUCAAAGGGCUGACAAGGUUAAAGAGGAUUGAUCUCUCCAGCAACCUCAUCUCCUACAUUGAUAACAAUGCCUUCUGCCUGCUGCAUGCCCUCCGGGACCUCAUCCUCCAAGAGAACCUGCUGGAAGCUCUGCCUGUGCUUCCCACUGGCAUUGAGAUCCUGGAUGCCCGCCUAAAUCGGCUGCGGAGCUCGGGAAUACAGCCUGCAGCCUUCAGGGCGCUGGGGAAACUGCGGUUCCUCUACCUCUCAGACAACCUGCUGGAUUCCAUCCCGGGGCCUUUUCCCCUGAGCCUGCGCUCUCUACACCUGCAGAAUAACCUGAUAGAGACCAUGCAGAGAGACGUCUUCUGUGACCCUGAGGAAGACAAAUACACCCGCAGGCAGCUGGAAGACGUCCGCCUGGAUGGCAACCCCAUCAACCUUAGCCUCUUCCCCAGUGCCUAUUUCUGCCUGCCUCGGCUCCCCGUCGGCUGCUACACCUAGCUCGGACCCCUUCCACUCAUCCCAGGCUCAGAGAACAGUAAUGUCCGCAGUGGCGCUCCUUUCCGUGUUCCCCAUCUCUCGUACCCACACAGAAUGCCAAGAAAGCCGUGGGAGAGGAAGAGGAGGAGGGGAAGAGGAGGAAGAAUAAGGGAAGAGGAGGAGAAGCCGUGAUGUGCUGGAGCCUGUUCUUACUCCUUGCAGAAACAGAUUAUUAAAUUUUCCAGAAUUUUGCAAGUCAGCUGUUAAACAUAGCCACUAUGAAA